This is a messenger RNA of Seminavis robusta, 3165 nucleotides long. NCBI's taxonomy places the organism in Eukaryota, Bacillariophyta, Bacillariophyceae, Naviculales, Naviculaceae. The record is from the annotation of a GenBank genome assembly.
AUGAAGAGAACUCUUCUUAUACUCAUUCUGAGUCUGAUAGCACUCGAUUCCGAAUGCGGCGCCACGCCUCUUUUGGAAAAGCAACGGCUGUAUCAGCCACAUGGGAAUGGUUGGAAAGAGUUUGAGACUUUACAUAAAGCAGCAAAAGACCUGGGCGCUGGAAAAGUUAAGGUAUCUGGCAUUCCCUCAAUCCUCCUUGGUGCUCUUUCCAAGCGAAUCGGAGCCCUGGUCCCAUCGUCGGCAGUCUACAAAGCAGGAUGCAUAGUGGGGGCCGAUCAGCUGGCGGGGCCCUCCUCUUGGAGGGGGACUCAUGACCUCUUGAUGAAACCCAACACCGACGGCACUUGCCGGACUCCAGCGCUGCAAGCGCAGGGGGUAGGGGAGAAGGAGUUGCACAUGCAAUGGGACAAUGAAUCAAACCCUCCAAAGAUGCCUCCAGUAGCCGAAGUGUACGAUACAGUGUUUGCACGUCGCACGCGUUCAGCCAUGCUUCCAAAGGAUAGUGACCCGGCUUUGAGCUUCUGGUUUCUAUCCUUUGUCAACUGGUUUCACGAUGACAACUUCAGGACUCUGCCAGGCACAAACGGAAGUUUCACUUGGAGUGACGCCUCUGGUCUGCACAUGUCUCAGCUGUACGGGCACACACCAUACCGGCAAAGCGCUCUACGAACCCUGGCAGGGGACGGGAAAAUGAAGACGUCUUCUAUGGGAGGUUGGGACUCCUAUCCUCCUCUUUGGAGCGACAUCAAGAAGGACUAUCCCGAGUUUGAAAUGUGGACCCCCACGCAAGGACCCAGCAGCUCAUCGAGUGCAGCCAACAAGACCCAAGAGCAUGUGGAUAACAACAUGGAGCACUACUUUGCAAUUGGUGAUCCCAGGUUCAAUCUCCAUGCAGGACACGUGGUGUGGACCAGCAUUGGCUUGUUCCUGCACAACACGGCUUGUGACAUCUUAAUGGAACAGACUUCGAGAUUGUGGACUGACGAGGACGUGUUCCAGCGGGCACGAGUCAUGACAUUUCACAUCAUUCAGAAGAUCAGGCUUCAAGACUUUGUCUCUGACAGUGUCUCCCACGUUCGUGACCACACUCGGAUUGGGUACGACCCCCCUGUGCUGAGAGAGCUACUUGCACCCCACUUUCCUUUCUCGGCCGCCGCCAAACCAAACUUUCUCGAGUUCAAUCAUGUAUAUCAAGCUUGGCAUUCGUUGAUCCCUGAUCACUUGGUCUUGAAUGGCACCAACGUCCCCCUUCAUCAAACAAUGUGGUCUCCUCGGCUGUUUCAACACUUCAGCAUCAGCGAUUUGGCCGCGGCCUUUUCAGACACAAGGAUUGCCAAGUAUGGCCCUCAUAACUUUCCCUUUUUUACAAGGGGGGUGACCGAGGAAGCUCUAAGCAAUGAGCGAGCUCAGCGUUUGCCUUCUUACAAUGCCUACAGACAGUACGUUGGCCUUGAGCCAUUGACUUCGUUUGAUCAAUUCGCUGUUGACAACCCAGCGGAAAUGGCACAGCUCUACGACAAUCAAAUUGACAAUGUCGAGUUCCUGACCGGGGUGAUUGCCGACUCGAAUGCAGAACUCGAAGGAAACUUCAUGGGGGAUACCCAGCUCAUCAUUGUAAGCAUCUUUGCUUUGCAAGAUGUUGCGAACAGUGCCCUUGUCCAGAACCCGCUCCUUUGGAGCGAAGAGUACUUGACUGGACCAGGUCUCCAAUGGAUAAAGGACUUUGAGUUCCGUGAUCUGCUUGAAACAGUCUUGUUAUCUUCGGGUAACUAUCCUUGUCCCUUCCAGACAACGGACAGUCAAGAUGCUGAAAGCUGCCAUCAACCCCAAGAAUGGAAAGAACCACAAGAUGUAGGAUCUUGUUUCAUGGAUUCAUCACGGGUCUGUAGCUACGUUGGCGUGGAUUUCACAGAGUGGUUCUACUACGAGAACGGUUACAUGCGAGUUUUGCUUCUCCAAGUCUUCAUAUCCUUGGGUCUAAUCACCAUUCUUUAUGUGUCCGCAUUUGUUCUUGUUUCUCGCUUUUGGCCCAUGGAAGGGCAAGCGCGACCUCCCGAACUUCUCAAGGGUGGCAGCAGUGACGAGCCUGCAGGAGAUGUGACAACUCUCCCUGAAGGCACUGUCUCUGAGAGUGGGGAAAGUGGGGACCAGACAAAUGUUCCUAGCAAUGCUGCACAACUAUCACUGGAGACCAACAACAAUCGAAUCUUCCAUCAACGGCUCCGUCUUUGCUCCCUGAUGAUCAACUUCAGCUUAUCGGCGACCCUCUGCAUUCCUACUUCAUUCGUCUGGUACAGCGUCCACAGCGACCCUUACUGGAUUCAGAAGUUUGGGGAAUCGACCUACGUGAUCCCAGGUUGGACUGUCAUUUUGGUCGGUAUCCAUUUUGUGGCGGAGAUCGCCAUGCGCCUGGCUCAGUGGCGCUUCACAGCCAACACGACGGGUUCGUCUUCUGCUAGGUCCAUUUUCAUUCAGCUGACAGUUCAUCACUUGGGCUUUUUCGCUUUUGGCAUACUCUACACGUAUGCCGCCGAUGUGGCUGUUUUCAAGAUGGGUUUCACUGUCUUGACGGCCUGGCUCUGGGAGUGGACCAUGUUCCUGGCCUUUUUUGUGAUGCGCGUCUUUGAUGCUACCUAUGAGACCUGGAGACAAUGUCCUGGAGAUGAUGGACUCUGUGUUCAGCAGACAAGGAUGUUCCAGUCGCGUGCUUACCGAUGCAUGGUGUUCUACGGUUUGCCACUUUUGACUAUUGGUUACUUUGCCACUCGCAUUUUGGAGGCAGUGGUCCUCGUGCAGCUGUUCAUUUGCAGCUUGCAACGAGGAGUCCCACAUUCGAGCGCAGCAGCGUCUUUCUGGGCGCUCUCCGCGAUAGCAUGUCUCUUGGUCGGGCUGCAACUCCAUGCUGGAUUACUACUCACUGGUCUUUAUCAGCGCCGAAAGCGUCCAUUGGUCAAAUGGAUGGCACAGGCAAGAAAUAGGGGUGAUGAAAGGAGCCGUGGCGGCGACGGCGAUGUUACCGGACCCUUCUCGAUCCUCGGCAGAAGUAUCCAAGACAGCGUCCAAUUGGAUGACGGCUCCACGGUCCACUUCAACGCUAGUUUGGGGAGACAGCCACAUCAAGAAGCGACCGAGUAUGCUGAACCACCCGGGGAAGUCGAGUGCUAG